GAAAUUGGUUUGCUAACCUUUCUCACACAAUUGGAGCUGGACACCAAUUUCCUCACUGGAACGAUUCCGGCGGAGAUUGCAAAUCUUACAUCGCUUGAGGUCUUGCAUCUCUUUAACAAUAGUCUAGUUGGCGACGUCCCACCGCUCCCACGGCUUUCUCGAGAAUGUGAUUUGAGUGACAACUGCUUCUCUGAUAUCACUAACGCCGUUGCCCGGAACUGCGUCGUCGAUAAUGGCAACUGCUAG
Molecule: messenger RNA, 246 nt
Organism: Cylindrotheca closterium
Lineage: Eukaryota; Bacillariophyta; Bacillariophyceae; Bacillariales; Bacillariaceae
Source: the annotation of a GenBank genome assembly